CUUCUCGCAAACAUCGGCUGCUUGCCUUGUAUUUCGAACACACAGAGCAUAAACAGUGUUGUGUUAGCUGCUAUAGCCUUGCAUGUGUUUCAUCUCUGAAUUCUAAUUUUUAAAAUCAUAAAUAAAAUGGACGUCGAAGAAAACAACCAGAAUCUGAAUGUGAUGGCUUCAUCAGGAGCAACGGGAAGUAUAUCUGUAUUACUGCACCCUUUGGUUGUCAUGAAUAUAUCGGAACACUGGACUCGAGUACGAGCACAAGAAGGGAAAGCACAGCAAGUGAUUGGUGCACUCAUUGGGCAACAGAAAGGCAGAAGCUUGGAAAUUAUGAAUUCCUUUGAACUGGUGUUCACUGUUAUUGACAACAUUGUAAUUGACCGAGACUACUACAACACUAAAGAGGAACAAUUUAAGCAGGUGUUUAGUGAUAUGGAUUUCCUUGGCUGGUAUACAACUGGAGAUGCUCCCAAUGAAUCUGACAUUCACGUCCACAAACAGAUAUGUGAAAUUAACGAGAGUCCUGUGAUUCUCAAGCUAAAUCCAUUUACUCGCAAUGCUGAUCUUCCUGUUACAAUGUAUGAAUCUGUAAUUGAUCUUGUUAACGGGGAGGCAACUAUGCUCUUUGUUGAGCUGAGUUAUACUUUGGCUACAGAGGAAGCAGAAAGAAUUGGAGUUGAUCAUGUUGCCAGAAUGGCAUCUGGUGAUUCAGCCGAAAGCUCACAAGUGGCGGAGCAAUUGCAAGCCCAGCACAACGCAGUAAAAAUGCUGGCAAAUCGUGUGCGAUUAAUAUUGGAAUACAUUCGAGCCAUGGAACGGGGAGAGGUUCCAAAAUCUCACGAAGUCUUGCGUGAGGCUAAAUCGUUGACCCACAGAUUGCCUGUUCUCAACUCGGAAAUUUUCCAGGAAGAAUAUUACACGCAAUAUAAUGAUGUCCUGCUGCAGACCUAUUUGGCAUCCAUUACCAAAGCCUGCCAUGACCUUCACCAAUUUGUCACUAAAUUCAAUAUACUUUGUGAUCGUCAAGGCAUAAUGGGUCGCCGGAUGCGAGGCCUGUUUUUUUGAACUGAGCUAUUCAUAAACUAUUCAAACAACAUUUUUCGUGUCAACCCUAAUACAGAAACUUCGUUACGAUUUAA
Messenger RNA from Daphnia magna, 1133 nucleotides. It is a transcript of the gene CSN6, whose product is annotated as COP9 signalosome complex subunit 6. Gene Ontology annotation, cellular component: COP9 signalosome. Lineage: Eukaryota; Metazoa; Arthropoda; Branchiopoda; Diplostraca; Daphniidae. The coding region runs from base 127 to 1059 and encodes 310 amino acids. The transcript has 5 exons. Gene Ontology annotation, molecular function: protein binding; metallopeptidase activity. Gene Ontology annotation, biological process: protein deneddylation. The record is from RefSeq and is a predicted model, not a curated record.